Molecule: messenger RNA, 508 nt
Organism: Ruditapes philippinarum (Manila clam)
Lineage: Eukaryota; Metazoa; Mollusca; Bivalvia; Venerida; Veneridae
Exons: 2
Coding region: 46-423 (125 amino acids)
Source: RefSeq, a predicted model, not a curated record
AUCUAUAAUGUACAUUAUAGAUCUGAAUCGGGUAAAUGUGCAAAAAUGUUUUCUUUUUUUAUACAGAUACGCAAAUGUAAGCGCAGUGUUGACGACUGCUGGUUCUGUGCCUUGUUUCCAAAGAGACUGGACCAAGAUCUUGAGUGGUUACCAGACCCAACCACUGGGCCAGAUGGGGAGUUCCUGCUGCUGAGUGACUGUAUCGGUACAGAAACCACAGAUGACAAGAGGCCAUCUCUUGAUGGCAAAAUUGCCAUUUCAGAGAAUGAUAAAAAAAACAAGUCUCAUCUAAAUGCAGCUCAAGUUAGAGGAUUCAUUAUUUGUCAAGAAUGUGGGAAGAGAAGAGCUAUAUAUUGCAAGCGAAAAUUGUCUCAUAUUGAGGUAUGUUGUUUUAACCACUUGUACAAAGCAUUAAAUGAUUAGAUUGUUAAGUAUAUAGUUUCAUAUUGGCUACUUCAAUGGCAAGCAAAUAGAAACAAUUUUGAGAAAAAAUUAAUUAUAAAUUAAA